CUCUCACCUGUACGGCGCCGCGCGUGUACCCCAGGCCGCCGCGCCGCGCGCGUCUCCACCCACGUUCGCCGUGACCCCCCCCCCAUUUUCCAGUGGAUUAACCGGACCAGUGUCUCCCUGUGUGCUUCCCCGCCGCGGGCAUGGGACGGAGAGCGACCUCCUCCAGUCGCAGCAGAAGGCGGUAACAUCCGAGGGGAAGAAAAUUCGAGCAGUGUCAGUGCCAGUGUGUGUGUGUGUGAGUGUGAGUGACACGUGAGUUUCUUUUUGUGCGCCCGUACACCAUGAUUGGAUUAAGGGAGCUCUUCGCCGUCCUCGCCGUCGUCCUCGUGGCGCGGCCUGCGCUCUGCGCGGAGACCAGCAAAGUUCAACACAAAGUGAAAUGCCUGGAGGACGCCAUGAUCGUGGAGAUCGUGAAGCAGCCGGAAAUGCUGGACAUCUACCUGGAGGGGCUCCGGUCUUUCCCUGACGCCAACUGCCACCCCCUGGUGGCGGACGGGCUGGCCGUGCUGCGGCUCGACCUCACCGAGAAGUUCGAGUGCGGCAUCACCAAGGUCACCAACCAGAUGACGGGCCGGUCCUCCUACUCGCACCGCGUCGUCAUCGAGCAGUCCGACCCGCAGCGGCCCAAGGAGGUCCUCAACGUCAAGUGCGUGCGCGGCCAGACCGCCAACCUGACGGACCACGCCGUCUUCAAGCGCAGCGUGCUUCCGGCCGGCUUCCAGGAGCCAGAGGACUUGGAGAUCACGACGGAGCUGACGAUGCGCGCCCCGGAGCCCCAGCUGAGCGUGGGCGUGCGGCAGGGCGGCCAGCCCGUCACCGGGGAGCUCAACGUGAACCCGGGCACGGCCCUCAACAUGGACGUGUACCUGGACAAGGCGUCCGCCCCCAUCUACGGCCUGCUCGUCUCCUACAUGCAGGUCACGGACACCAAGAACCAGGAGGAGACCAUCAUCUUUAACGGGUGCUCGUUCGACCCCCACCUGUUCGAGAACUUCAACACGGUGGACGGCGACUUCCUCACGGCCAAGUUCCGCGCCUUCAAGUUCCCCGACUCGACGUACGUGCAGUUCAAGGGCACCGUCAACGUGUGCCUCGACAAGUGCCAAGGGGUGGAGUGCAGCAACGGCCAGGUGGGCUACGGCCGGCGGCGCCGGCGGUCCGUGCCGGACAUCUCGGCCGACCCGAACGCCAUCUACAAAGUAACCAUGGUCACCUUCAUCAAGGUGGACUACUCGGACGACGAGCUCCUCCGCAAAGGCCCGGGCAACAUCAUCCGCGCCGACUCCGAGCUGCCGCCGCGGCGCCGCAACGCCACGCCCGUGCUGGCCACCAACGGGCUGGCGGACUCCGCGGACGGCGUGGACGCGUCGGGGGCGUCGGGGCCCGGGCAGCGCCUUCAGCUCGCCGGCGAGCACGUCCGGGAGGAGCUGGCCUACACCGUCGUCCAGGAGCGCGGCGUCAGCGGCGCCCCCGCGGCGCGCAGCGCGUCCCUGGUCCUCGCGGCGGUGCUCGCCAUCCUGGCCGUCGUGGCGCGGUGGUCACUUGCUGGAACUUUCGAUUUCAGUAGCCUUUUGGAAUAUGAAAUUUUGGCCCUCAUUGAAAUGAUGUUGAUCUUUACCUCGUCGCGGAGGGAAAUUAAGUGCCAGUGCCCCUCUACACAAAUUUUAAUUCCAAGCUUCAUUUGUGAUAAAUGUAGAAUAGUUUCAUUUAAUAGUAGAAAAAUCUUAAGGAAUUAA
Molecule: messenger RNA, 1736 nt
Organism: Thrips palmi
Lineage: Eukaryota; Metazoa; Arthropoda; Insecta; Thysanoptera; Thripidae
Gene: qsm
Exons: 9
Coding region: 282-1736 (484 amino acids)
Source: RefSeq, a predicted model, not a curated record